UUCCAGCUACUAUGGUUUGGCUUGGUUUGGUUAUUUUGGCUUGGUUUGGCUUGGUUUGGUUUGGUUUGGUAGUGUGAAAAGGGUCAAAAGAUUGUCUGAAUCAAAAGGUUGGGAUUCUAUCCAAUCAGUGUGCGCUUUGACAUAGAAGGUCAUUUCAGAUUGAGCCAACAAAUGCAGAGUUUACCAUGAAUGUGGUGUCCGGGACCGUGGGGACAUUGUCUUUAAAAGGUGCAUAACCAGGCGAACGGAUUCAAUCCUGGUCCUAAAUGUGGGUGUUCCUCUUCCCCCACCAGGACUACUACCAGAGGCUGGAGCAGCUGCAGAGAACCCAUCUGAGGAACAUGGCUGAGCUGGAGAAGAUGUAUAUCUGUAAAAGGUCAAAGGUCAACAAGAAGGACGAUGAGGAGCACAAGUGUUUGGAGAGAGAGGGCAGAGACAUACAGGAUCUCCAGCCCAGUGUCGCGUCGGAAAGCCAGAGCUCUGGCUCUAUGCCAGUGAGGCGACUGCAGAGAAUCCUUUCAGACGAGGAGCUUAAUAACUUCCACGAGGAGACGUCCAGUGACGUGUCUGACCAAUCAGGAGACGGUGUUGGUGGAGACGGAGGAGAGGAGGAUAACCAUUAUGAACUGCUGCUGGAAGAGAGAGAUGACAGCCACAGCCCCAGGGCCUGGAGCAGGAAGGACAAACCCCUCAGGAACAGUCUCAGGGACAGUCAGUCCUGCUGUCCAGAGAGUAUGACCACCACCACCACCACCACCGCCCAUAAGCAGCCAUCCUCUACUUCACCAUCUAGGAGCCAGCUCCAGAUCCAGCUCCAGCUGAGAGGCUGCUGCCCCAAGAGCCAGGGCAGAAACCAGGGAGGAAACCUGAGCAAGACAGGGAGGAGAACCAGAGGAGAGAGCUAUAGGGGGGGAUAGAGGUCCUGAUAACUCCAGGGGGACUGUGACCGUCCCCAAGCCGUUCAGGAUGAUGAUGAGGGAGGAGGAGAAGAAGAGGAGGAAGGUGAGGAGGUUUUGUUUAGUUGUAUUGUUCCCUAAAGAGUCUUGAAUUAAUAAUGUAACAUAGCAUUCCAUAGGGAAUGUACUGCGUGUCAUAAAUACACUAUAUGUAUGCCAGACGUGCUGAGCAAAUGUCCCUCUGGGUGUUUGGGUUAAAAGUACUAUAUACAACUAAUGUAAUAUUGAUGUAUUAUUGUUAUUAAGGUCAGGACGCGUUCGGAGGUGGAGCUGGAGAACUUGCUGCUGCGCCGGGAGCUGGACGAGCUGAGGGAGUGCGGCAUGAAGUUCAGGGCCUCGCCGGCGCCCGCCCACACUCGCCUGCCGCUCUACGAUGUCAUCAGCUGCCGCCUCAGCCAGCGACCCGGUUACAAUCCCGGUAACCACGGAGUUAACUUUAGUAAUUAUCGGUAUGUCUCGGUCAGCGGUGGCAACCAACGGGCCUCCUCCUGCUCACCCCAGAGACCGUUCAGCUUCCUGGAGAGAGAGAGGAGGAAGAGGGAGCAGAGGAUUGAAGUGGAACUGGAGAACCUGGUGGCCAAAGAGAGGAGGGCAUUCAAGGCCAGGCCGGUGCCCAGGUCUGUGUACUACAGCCACAGCGCCACCCACAGGCAGCAGAGCAAA
Molecule: messenger RNA, 1619 nt
Organism: Salmo salar (Atlantic salmon)
Lineage: Eukaryota; Metazoa; Chordata; Actinopteri; Salmoniformes; Salmonidae
Source: RefSeq, a predicted model, not a curated record